AAACAGUAUAAUUAUGAUUUUCAAAUAAUCCAAAGUUUUUUUUUUUCGUGUCAUCCCGCCAUUUUCUGAUCAUCUACUUUUUAAGUAAUGGAUGGGAAGCGACGAGUUACAAGCUCUAACAAAGGCCCAACACCAAAAAAGCCAAAAUUGUCAAAACUUGGUAGUAGUCAAAAAGCUGAUAUGGAGGAAGAUGUUAUUCCGUCUUCUUUUGAAUCAGAGUUGGCUCGUCUCGAGGAAGAGAUAAAUGCAGAGGAGAACUUAGGGGAAGGGCCGGCAAUGACUCAAACCUCAGGAAAAUGGACAAGACCCCUUCCUCAAAAGUUAGAUCCUAAUUAUGAUGAUAUUAACUUCCAACAAAUAGAUGUUGAUCACUAUAUUGGAGGCCACAUGGAGGGAAUGCCUGGCAGUAAAAUAGGACCAGUUCCUAUUGUUAGAAUAUUUGGGAUAACUGAUGAUGAGAACAGUGUUUGCAUGCAUGUACAUGGAUUUGCUCCGUACUUUUUUGUACCAGCAAUAGAUAAUUUUGAUCCAAUGCAUUGCAAUACUUUUAGACAAAGUCUGAAUUCUGCUGUAAUUCAAGAUAUGAGAUCAAACAAGGAUAAUAUUGAAAAUGCUGUUCUAAAUGUAGAAGUUUGUCAGAAAGAAAAUAUCUACUAUUUUCGUAGAAAUCGAAAAAGUGCCUUUUUGAAAAUCACAAUGGCUUUGCCAAAACUUAUCGCUCCGGCCAAAAGACUUUUAGAACAAGGUUUCUCAUUUCCUGGUUAUCGCAAUCACUGUUACAGUGCAUACGAGUCAAAUGUUGACUUUGAAAUUCGAUUUAUGGUUGAUGUUAACAUUGUUGGCGCAAAUUGGAUAGAAGCUAAAGCUGGAACAUACAAGCUCAGAUCACCAAAUAGUAGUUUUCCACCUAAAUCUCGUUGUCAAAUUGAACUAGAUAUAUCUUGGGAAGAUAUUAAUUCUCGCAACCCAGAAGGCGAUUGGUCAAAACUUGCACCGCUUAGAAUUCUAAGCUUUGAUAUUGAAUGUGCGGGAAGGAAAGGUAUUUUUCCCGAACCUGAUAAGGAUCCUGUUAUUCAAAUUGCCUCUAUGGUUAUUAAACAAGGAAGCAAAGAACCAUUUGUUAGAUGUAUUUUUACGCUUAAAAAAUGCGCUUCUAUUAUUGGAGCAGACGUUCGGUGUUUUGAUAGUGAGGCUGAAUUGCUACGAAAAUGGGCAGAAUUUUUUCGUGAAAUUGAUGCAGAUAUUGUCACUGGAUACAACAUACAAAAUUUCGAUUUCCCUUAUUUGAUAAAUAGGGCAUCACAUCUAAAAGUCCCUUCAUUUCCUUUCCUAGGUAGGAUGAAGGACAACAGAACGGUGAUAAAAGAUUCUCUUUUACAAUCUAAGCAAAUGGGUAAAAGAGAGAAUAAGGUUAUUAAUAUGGAAGGGAGAAUUCACUUUGAUCUCCUACAGAUUUUACUGAGAGAUUAUAAAUUACGUUCUUAUACGUUGAACGCCGUCUCUUUUCACUUCCUACAAGAACAAAAGGAAGAUGUUCAGCAUUCGAUUAUCACAGAUCUUCAGAAUGGAAAUGAACAAACCAGAAGACGGUUGGCAGUUUAUUGUUUAAAAGAUGCUUACCUACCUCUAAGACUUUUGGAUAAAUUAAUGUCAAUUAUUAAUUAUAUUGAAAUGGCAAGAGUAACCGGAGUUCCUGUGUCUUAUUUGUUGAGUAGAGGUCAACAAAUUAAAGUUGUUUCUCAGUUGUUGCGAAAGGCGAAGGAAGAAAAUCUCUUACUACCCGCUCAUAGGGCCUCAGCGGGAGAUGAGUAUGAAGGAGCUACUGUUAUUGAACCAAAAAGAGGUUACUACGAUGUUCCCAUAGCAACACUGGAUUUCUCAUCUUUGUAUCCGUCCAUCAUGAUGGCCCAUAAUCUCUGUUAUACAACGCUACUAAAGAAUGAUUCUAUUGAAAACCACAAUAUCCAACCUGACGAAUAUAUUAAAACUCCUUGUGGGGAAAAAUUUAUAAAAAGCUCAGUCCGAAAAGGGUUAUUACCACAAAUUCUUGAGAGUUUACUUUCCGCAAGAAAGAAAGCAAAAAGAGAUUUGAAAGAGGAAACAGAUCCUUUUAAAAAGAAAGUGUUGGAUGGUAGGCAAUUAGCACUUAAGUUAAGUGCUAAUUCUGUUUACGGCUUUACUGGCGCUCAAGUUGGUAAACUACCUUGCUUGGAAGUUUCGUCGAGUGUAACAGCUUUUGGUAGACAAAUGAUCGAACAAACAAAAAAGCAUGUUGAAGAAAAAUACACUAUUGCAAAUGGGUAUCCUUUCGAUGCUGAAGUUGUUUACGGUGAUACGGAUUCCGUAAUGUGUAAAUUUGGCGUUAAUACAGUUGCCGAAGCAAUGGAAUUAGGUAAAGAGGCUGCAGCAUAUAUUUCAGACAAAUUUAUUGAUCCUAUAAAAUUGGAGUUUGAAAAAGUAUAUUUUCCGUAUUUAUUAAUUAACAAGAAGAGAUAUGCUGGCCUAUAUUUUACAAAACCUGACAAGCAUGAUAAGAUGGAUUGUAAGGGGAUUGAAACCGUAAGGAGAGAUAAUGCUCCAUUGGUAGCAAAUCUUGUUAACUCAUGUCUGCAGAAGAUCUUAAUUGAUCGAGAUCCGACGGGAGCAGUUGAUUUUGCUAAGCAAAAGAUUUCUGAUCUUCUAUGUAAUAGAGUUGAUAUUUCAUUAUUAGUUAUUACUAAGGAACUAACUAAAACGGAUGACGAAUAUGCUGCUAAACAAGCUCACGUUGAAUUGGCUAACAAGAUGAAGAAAAGAGAUCCGGGAAGUGCUCCUCAACUUGGAGACAGAGUACCAUAUGUUGUAAUUGCUGGAGCUAAAGGAGCAGCAGCGUAUAUGAAAUCAGAAGAUCCCAUCUACGUUCUGGAGCAUAACAUACCAAUAGAUACCCAAUAUUACUUGGAAAAUCAACUUGCAAAGCCACUUCUAAGAAUCUUUGAACCUAUAUUAGGAGGGGAUAAAAAAGCUGAAAGCGAAUUACUUCAUGGGGAUCAUACGAGAACCAAAACAGUCGUUACUUCAAAAGUUGGAGGAUUAGCAGCCUUCACCAAAAAGAAGAGUACAUGUAUUGGAUGUAAAACCCCCUUAAUGAAAGAUAAUCAGGCUCUGUGUAAACAUUGCGCUGUAGAUUCAUCAGCAAUUUACCAAAAAGAAAUCUCUAAUCUACAACAUUUAGAAGAAAAAUUUGCCAAAUUGUGGACCCAAUGUCAAAGAUGUCAAGGUUCAUUGCAUGAAGAUGUUCUUUGUACUAGCCGUGAUUGCCCUAUUUUCUAUAUGAGAAAAAAAGUACAGAAAGAUCUCUCUGAUCAAGAUAAAACUAUAGAGAGAUUUGAAAGUUUAAACUGGUGAGUUCUGACUAUCUUAUAUGUAUAAAUAGAUAAUCUGCAAAAACCAAUUUUGCUUUUCCUUUUAUCAUGGUUAUAUUUCCAAAGCAUUUUUUUUUUAAAUAAAUAAAAUAAACUACAUCCCA
Molecule: messenger RNA, 3508 nt
Organism: Dimorphilus gyrociliatus
Lineage: Eukaryota; Metazoa; Annelida; Polychaeta; Dinophilidae
Source: the annotation of a GenBank genome assembly